CGCCGUGUGAAAUGGCGUCCCGGUGACAAGUUACUCGUUUCGAUGCUUUUAAGAAACGCCGCCAAGCUUUCCUUUGUCAACCGCUGUGGAUUUUCAAUACAUUAUUUGGGGAUACCACCGUAGGGCCGUUGGCUCGUCAACGUGACGGAUGUUCAACAGGUGAAAGUCGGAGAGUAUGUACGUUGCCACACGGAGCUCAAGCUAAACCAAGCCAACGGUUAUCAUCCAUCCAAGCGAUUUCAACAUUGCCUUCAGCUUGCCGCCGCCUCACGUGACCCGAGACGAUAAAAUGGGAGAUGUAGUUUUCAAGCCUUUCCUCCCAACAUGGUUCCGGGGAGAGCACGAGACGGUGCAAUACGUGUCCCACAAUGCACAGCGUUAUUGGUGUGAGGCGACGCCAUCUUGACUCCUCCUCAUGAAUAUCCAUCAGGAGGUCUUUGCGUAGGAGGUCGGCCGACGUUCAUUGCAUAUUCGAGCAGUGUAUUUUGGUCCAAGCGCGACGCACGGUCACGUCGCCGCCCUGAUAUGUCCCUUCGCGCCCUGCCGCCUCCUUCCCAGCGACUUGAAUCGGUAAAAUGUUCCCUCUUAGCGACGGAGGAGAAAGGAAAGGCGAGGAGUGAAUGACGACUAGUGGAAGAAGUGACUACGGUGGGAACGUACUCUGGCUUUUAAAUGUAGACGCGGUCGGCGGAACCAAGUGCGCACCGUUAUUUCUUCCGAGCGGGGGACGUCUGACUGGCAGAGAUGGAGAGUGUGCAGGCUGCAGCUGACGAUGGAGGCAAGUUAACGAAGAAGCCCAGCGGAGUGUCCAGCGGUCGGCGGACUCCAGCAGCGGACGGCGGCGGACACCUAGCUCCCUCCCCCGCAGACGUAAAGAACGGCAACGGCGUUCCCCACUCGAGCCGAAUUGCGUCGUUGAAUGGCCGAGGCUUAUCCGGCAACUCUGGCUCCCUGCUGCUUCGACGCAGGCGCUUGAAGCGGAACCUCAGCGCCGCCACGGCCACCGCCGCGUCCGCCGCCGCCGCCGCCGCCGCCUCCUCCUCCGCUGUCGCGGCCGCCUGCGGUGGUGCCAAGAUGAGCUCGGCCCUGUCCUCUGCGUCUCUGCACACCCAGAGCCUGGACCGCAAGACCCUGCUCAAGCACCGGCAGAGCAUGCAGCUGCAGCCCGCCGACCGCGAGUGGGUGCGAGCCGACCUCCACCGAGGCGCAGUCCACGUCUACGACAGACUGACGUCCUCGUCUCCCAGGCCGGUCCUCUGCACCGCGGACACCACAGCUGGGGAGGUCGCGGUCCGCCUCAGCAAACUCUGCGGCAAGUCUAGUUCUGUCAUGCGCAUUUUUAGCAAAGACAACCCCAAGAUGGACCAAAAUGGCAACUGCAGCGUCAAGUACGAGUACGACUACAAUCUGUGCAAGGUCAACGAUGAGCCCGCUAUCAAAUAUAACUCCUUGUCUGGCCUGGAAGCCACAGAUUUAGGGGGUCACCCCGGUGACAAGAUGAGACUGCUGCUCAUCACCAAUGCAGAUGAGAGGCAACAGGAUGGAAAACUUUUCAGGCCUGAGUCAGAGUCCCAAGACAACAGAACAUGCUCGCUGUCAGACUUGAACUUGAACUCCAACAUGGACACCCCAAACGAGGAUGACUCAGAGCACAGGAAUGGGACUGACAGCUACGGUCUCAAUUCUGGCUCAGAUGUGGAGAGCAGCGCUUUUGACGACCUGAGCUCCGGGGCCCGGCUCAGCGAGCACAGGGACUCGCUCAGCGACGACAUGAUUCUGGGCACGGACGCGUCUGUACUCAGCCCAUCGUUCGAUAGCGCCACGGAGGGCCACGACAUGUACGGCAGCUCUUCAGAUGAGCUGGAGCUGGACUGCCCCGUAUCCAGCGCUAGCCCGGAUCCCAUCUCCAACGGCGUCUGUCUAAACGACAUGGCCAACGGCCUUCCCACGAGCAGCAGUGCUGGCUCCUUGUCCAGAGACAGCUCCACAGGUAACACACCUGACAUCCAGGACCCAGAUCGCAGUGAUGGCAAAUCAGCGCUGACCUGUGGCCACAGUGGAGGCUCCUCAAAGGAGUCCAGCCCCACGCUGUAUGUUCAGCUGCACGGCGAAGCAGUCAGGAGGCUUAGCCCAGAUGAGAGGCCCCUGCAGAUCCAGAACGACUUUCUCUUUAAGCUUGGAUUUAAGGACCCUUGGAGAGUUCAAGAGGAAGGGCUUAACACAGAAAUGGGCUCCCUGCUACGUUUCUAUGCAGGGAAGCCCCAAAACAUCGAGAGCUCUGAGCGGGUCCAAUUGUCGGGGACGUACAACGUCCGCAAAGGGAAGCUCCAGCUGCCCGUCAACCGUUGGACCAGGCGGCAGGUCAUCCUCUGCGGAACCUGCCUCAUCGUCUCCUCUGUCAAGGAGAGCCAGACGGGGAAGAUGCACAUCCUGCCGCUCAUCGGAGGCAAAGUGGAGGAAGUGAAGAAGCACAAUCACUGUUUGGCCUUCAGCUCGGCCGGGCCGCAGAGUCAAACGUACUAUGUCAGCUUCGACAACUUCACGGAGCACCUCCGCUGGCACAGACAUGCUUCCAAGAUGGUCUCGCAGAGGAUCAACUCGGUGGAUCUGUCCUGCUGCAGCUUGGAGCAGCUUCCCCCCAACCUCUUCUACAGUCACGACCUCACCCAUCUCAACCUCAAACACAACUUCCUGCCCGCAGACCAGUGGUUGCAGCAGCUGCAGAGGUUCUCUCGUCUGCGGAGCCUCAACCUGUCCAACAACCACCUCGGCCAAUUCCCGCUGGCCAUCUGCGACAUCCCUACGCUGACCGAGGUCAACCUCAGCUGCAAUUACUUGCCUUCGGUUCCCAGCUCUGUGGGCGCCAUGACCAAUUUACAAACGUUCCUGCUGGAUGGCAACAACCUGAGCGAACUGCCCGACGAGCUGGGCUCCCUCCAGAGGCUGUCGUACUUGGGCCUCUCCUUCAACCAGUUCAGCCACUUGCCGCAGGUGCUGGAGCGGCUGGCCUCCAUGGAGAAGCUGUGCAUGGCCGGCAACAACCUGGAGACGCUCACCCUGCAGAACUUCCGGCUGCUCCGCGUCAAACACGUCGAUCUCAGGCUGAAUAAGAUCCGCAACAUGGUGCCGGAUGAACCUGACCUGCUAAGGCACGUCACCCAGCUGGACGUGAGGGACAACAGGCUGACGCUGUUGGACGCCUCGGUGUUUCCCCGCCUGGAGGUGCUUCACUGCGAGAGAAACCGAAUCGCCAGCCUCAACGUCAAGGGCUGCCUGCUCAAGGUCAUCUACGCCUCCAAUAACGAGCUGCAGAGUCUGGAUGUCAGUCCUGUUCCCUCCAAUCUUAGUUACAUGGACAUCUCACGGAACCGUAUGGAGUCUUUGCCAGACUGGCUGUGCGAAGCGAAGAAACUUGAAGUGCUGGACGCCAGCCACAACCUUGUCAGCGAGCUCCCAGCGCGGUUGUUAUGCAGCAGCAGCCUGAGGAAGCUGAGCGUGGGACACAACCAAUUGCAGAAGCUGCCUGAAAGAGUGGAGCGCCCCCUGCUGGAAGUUGUCGACGUGCACCACAAUCAACUGGUGGAGCUGCCCUGCAACCUGUUCCUCAAAUGUCUCAGUUUACGAUGCGUGAAUGCUUCGGCCAAUAAGCUGGAGCACCUGCCUCCUUCCACGCUGUCGGAGGAGAGCCACAGCAUUCUGCAGGAGCUCUACCUGACCAACAACCGCCUAACGGACAAGUGCGUGCCCAUGCUGACGGGCCAUUCGCAUCUUCGGGUUCUGCACAUGGCCUACAACCACCUUCAGACCUUCCCGGCCAGCAAAAUGGCCAAGCUGGAGGACCUGGAGGAGGUGGACCUGAGCGGCAACAUGCUGAAGACAGUGCCCACCACCAUCAUGAACUGCCGACGUAUGCACACGCUCAUCGCCCACUCCAACUCCAUCGAGGUCUUCCCCGAGGUCAUGCAGCUGAUGGAGAUGAAAUGCGUGGAUCUGAGCUGCAACGAGCUGAGCGAGAUCACGCUGCCGGAGAAUCUGCCUCCCAAGCUUCAGGAACUGGACCUGACUGGAAACCCGCGUCUCAACCUGGACCACAAGACCCUCGAGCAACUCAAUAAUAUUCGCUGCUUUCGUAUUGAUCCGCCGCCGACCUUCUCAUCGAACGAGGCUCCUGGCGGCCCCGCCGUGUGGAGUCAUGGUUACACAGAGGCCUCAGGCGUCAAGAACAAACUGUGUGUGGCGGCGCUGUCGGUGAACAGGUUCUGUGGGAGUCGCGAGGCUCUGUACGGCGUGUUCGACGGCGACAGAAACGUGGAGGUGCCCUACCUUUUGCAGUGCACCAUGAACGACGUGCUGGCCGAGGAGCUGCACAAGACCAAGAGCGAAGAGGACUACAUGACCAACACGUUCCUUGUCAUGCAAAGGAAGCUGGGAACCGCCGGGCAGAAGCUGGGCGGUUCGGCAGCUCUGUGUCACAUCCGCCACGAUCCCACCGACCCCGGCGGCUGCUUCGUGCUGACGGCCGCAAAUGUGGGCAAGUGUCAGGCCAUCCUGUGCCGCAACGGAAAGCCCCUGUCCCUGUCGCUGCUCCACAAUGUCGGCCUGGAGGAGGAAUAUCGCCGCAUCAGGCAGCACCGUGCCAUCGUCACAGAGGACAACAAGGUCAACGGCGUGACCGAUUCAACGCGCAUCAUGGGCUACUCCUUCCUCUACCCGUCCGUCAUCCCGUCUCCCUACGUGCAGACAGUCACGCUCACCUCACAGGACGAGUUCUUCAUCCUGGGCAGCCGGGGCUUGUGGGACGCCGUGUCUCCCGGCGAGGCGGUGGAGGCGGUGCGGAACGUGCCCGACGGCCUGGCCGCUGCCAAGAAGUUGUGCACGCUGGCGCAGGGCUACGGCUGCACCGACAGCCUCAGCGCCGUGGUGGUCCAGCUCAGCGUGAGCGAAGACUGCUGCUCUUGCUGUUGCUCAGAGCCCCCCCGGCCACCUCCCAGCCCCGGCCUGGGCCCCUACCCGCCGUCGUCGUCCUCCGGCAUCAAGGAACGCCCCUCGGACGGCUCGCUGCCCGUGCCGCCGUCGUCCUGCAGCGAGAUGAGCAGCGAGAUCAGCACCAGCGAGAUGAGCAGCGAGGUGGGCUCCACCGCCUCGUCCGACGAGCCCCCGCAGAGUUCCCUGGUGCUGCUGCACGAGCAGGGCCACCACCCUCACCUGAACCUUCACCACCAGGCCCACCCUGUGACGCUGCAGCACCAGCAGGCCCACGCCGCCGCCCAGCCCUGCCAGUACCUGUUCGCCGGCCCCGAGUUGCCUUCCUCCCGCAGCUGCUGCACCCUCCACCCCGCCUGCUUGGCGAGCUCCUUCCAACGCCAGCUGUCCAGCGCCACCUUCUCCAGCGCCCUCUCCGACAACGGGCUGGACAGCGAGGACGAGGAGCCCAUCGCCGGCGUUUUUUCCAACGGCAGCCGGGUGGAAGUAGAAGCGGAUGUUCACUGCCUCAAAACAGAUUCCUCUUCCUCACCGCAAGCGUCUUCCUCCUCCGGCCACGAGCGUGUCCUGCUUUUUCUCCCCCCGCCGCCUCCUCCGCCGCCGCCCUGCACCCCCGAACCCCCGGAUGAAGGAGUGGACAUGAGCAUAGCGGGGAGCGAAAACGGCCUCGAGAGGGACGAGGGCUGGCAAGGCGGCGGCGACGGAGCGAAAGCGGCGUCCGGAAAGAGGAGGGUCAACGGCUCGGUGGCUCGCCAGGAGAAGAGUCACAACCUCAUCGAGGUGGCCGCCGAUGCCCCCUCCAAAAAGUCCGGGGGGUAUUUCACCGCCCCGGCGCAGCCCGACCCAGACGACCAGUUCAUCAUCCCCCCCGAGCUGGAGGAGGAGGUUAAGGAGAUCAUGAAGCAGCAUCAGCAGAAGCAGCAGAAGCCGCCCGGGACGGACCAGCCCGCGGACUACUUUGACACCCCGCUCUAGAACACCCACUGGCUACAGCCUCGUAUCAGCAUGCACGCCCCACCCUUUGACACCAUCACCAUGACAACCCCACCCCCCCACCCCCCUCCAGGCUUAUUUUCCAACCUGCCUUUUUGUUCCUGUGUUCCUCGGAACCUCCCCACUGGAGAAACAUGCAGAUGAGCCCUUUAAUAAAACUGGACCCUCGUCAACAUCCUCUUGUGUUCGCACAGGCAAUGGAACAUUGUGGUUUUUUCUUUUUUUUAACCUUAGACACCCUAAUAACCAAUACUAGUCUCUUUUUCAUCACCUGUGUUAAUAUGCAUCCCACGCUUUGUUUGAACUCACCGUAUUGUUUCACUUGAAAGCAGCAGGAACCUUUUUAAGCGCAACACAUCUUUUUACUCUCAACUUUGAGGAAUGGUACACCGGUAAUACCACACGUUAACCGUUGUAGAUAGGGCACUUAAGAUACUGUAUUUCUUCAGUAAAUCCUGGCUCUUGGCCUGUAAAACGGCAUAGACCUUUUUAUUUUAAUUUUUUUAUUUGUAGAAACUGAAUACUAACUCCUAGGAGUUGCAUACUCUAUAUGGUGACUCAGUCACUUUUACUAAUCUUCUCUGAGAGAAAUGGUGAUUUGUGUUUUUUUUUUUUUUUUUUUUUUUCCAAUGAUUGUAAAUAAGAGAAUUGUUGUAUACAGAUGCUUUUAAAGGAUCAAUGUCGGUGAAGGUUUUAGUGGAGGAUGUGUGGGCGUUUGCUGUUCUGGAGGUUGACCAUGUCCCCCAUCCGACCCAACCACCACCACUUCCUCAUCCCUCUUUUAUAUUCCCUUUAUACUCAUCAAAAGAACAACACGUAAUUGCAGUUCAUAACAUGUCAGGCAACACCACCACAUGUUCAUCCCCCCCCCCCUGUUUUUAUUUUUGAUGUCCUGUAGUCAACACUGUAUCUAAUAAACACUAAUAGACUGAUUGAUUUUUUUACACAUACAUGGAGAUUGACAUUCUAUUUUCAUAACACAGCCCGCCUCCAGCAGUAAUUGUUACCAGCGGCAUGAUCAUGUCGAGCUCAGUAAUACAAACAAAUAUAUAUCCACGUGGAAAAGAGACAACACAGAUGUUCCCGUCUUUGGUAUAAUAAAUUUUAAAUUUGUGAAUAUAAACUCCAAUGUGUGUGUUUCAUGAUUGCAAUUUGAUGUACGAAAUUGA
This is a messenger RNA of Phycodurus eques (leafy seadragon), 7145 nucleotides long. RefSeq names its product PH domain and leucine rich repeat protein phosphatase 1 (gene phlpp1). The record is from RefSeq and is a predicted model, not a curated record. Bases 745 to 5958 code for a protein of 1737 amino acids. The transcript has 17 exons. Lineage: Eukaryota; Metazoa; Chordata; Actinopteri; Syngnathiformes; Syngnathidae. Gene Ontology annotation, molecular function: protein binding.